AGCGCCCGAAAAACACCCUAAAAUCUUCCCCCCUCGUUUUGAAAAACAAAAAUGGCGCUCGUUCCUUUUCACUCCCUCUUCUUCUUCUUCCCCACCAUCCCAUUACAAAAUCUCAUCCCCCCACUUCUCCGUCUCACACCACACUACUCUUCCCAUCUCUUCGCCCUCUCUUCCGUCCUUCAUCUUCCAGCUCUCUUCCGGACGGUGAGAGGCCGAGGCAGAAGGAGCUAGUUCAAAUGGCGGAUCAAGAGAACUGCGCUCCCCUCACUCGCGCUGCCAGGAAGAGGGCAGCGGCGGCGAUGACGACGCCAGCGGAUGCGGUACAGAAGAAGAAGAGCAGGGUGGUGCUGGGGGAGCUUCCUCAGGCUGCGAACGCUGGAGUUGUGGUGGUGGAUCUAACUUCCGGUGACCGGCCGGAGAAGCGGAAAACCAAGGCGAAGGCGAAGGCCAAGCCUAAGAAUAAGGCCGAGAAGGUUGUUGCUCCAGUUCUGGAAGAUGAAGUUCCAGCGGUGACGGUCGAAGUUGGGAUUGAGGACAGAGAUGGAAGCCCCGAUGAUCCUCAGAUGUGCCAGUAUUACGCCUCCGAUAUUUACGAGUAUCUUCACAAGUUAGAGGCUGAACCAAAGAGAAGACCACUGCCUGAUUAUAUUGAGAAGGUCCAAUCUGAAGUGACUCCAAACAUGAGAGGGAUUCUUGUGGAUUGGCUGGUGGAGGUAGCCGAAGAGUACAAGCUGUUGACUGAUACUCUCUACCUCUCCAUUGCUUACAUUGAUAGAUUCUUAUCUCUGAAUCCCAUUAGCAAGCAGCGCCUUCAGCUACUUGGUGUUUCUGCUAUGAUGAUUGCCUCAAAGUAUGAAGAGAUCACCCCUCCACAUGUGGAGGAGUUCUGCUACAUCACCGAUAAUACAUACACAAAAAAUGAGGUGUUGAAGAUGGAAGCUGACAUACUUAAGUUCUUGAACUUUGAAAUGGGUACCCCCACAGUAAAAUCAUUUCUUAGGCGAUUCAAUAGAGUUGCUCAGGAGGAUUACAAAACCGAGUCUCUCCAGCUUGAGUUCAUGGGAUUCUAUCUUGCUGAGCUGAGCUUAUUGGAUUACAAUUGUGUGAAAUUCUUGCCAUCUUUAGUUGCUGCAUCUGUUGUGUUCCUUUCAAGAUUCACACUGAAGCCAAAAGCAAAUCCCUGGAAUGCCAACUUACAAAAGUACUCUGGAUACAAGCCAGCAGAGUUGAAGGAAUGUGUGCUAAUCAUACACGACCUUUACUUGAGUCGAAGAGGAGGUGGCUUGCAAUCUGUUCGUGACAAGUAUAAGCACCAAAAGUUCAAAAAUGUAGCGGUAAUGCCAUCACCUCCAGAGAUACCCACUGCAUAUUUUGAAGAUGUGAUAGAAGUUUCCGAGUCUUGAUUUGAAGUCAGUGAAAGUGGAAAAUGGCUGCUGAGUUUUGCUUGAAAGGUGCAAGCUAACUCUGCUGUUUUAGCAAUCAGGCAUAGUUCACUGCUAGUUGGUAGAAUUUGAUUACGGAACUUCUGUAAAUAUAGUUGAGGACACAAAAUUUUGUUUAUUGUUAUUGGUUUAGGUACUGAAGUUUCCUUUUGGGCAACUAUUUUGAAUGGCAAAGAACCUUCAUUUUCCCUGAAAUCUGCUUGCUUCUGUCCAAAGAUAAGAUUACUUGUAUCUGUUGAGAGUGAAUCGAGUGGACUUAGGCGUGAUAAUGAAGCUCUUGCUGGAUGUUACUGAUUGGAUUCCCCCCAUUCCCCUCACAGGCAAUUGAUACCGAGAGCUAGCUAUAAACACAGUGUUCGGUU
Linum trigynum is the source of this 1804-nucleotide messenger RNA. The record is from the annotation of a GenBank genome assembly. NCBI's taxonomy places the organism in Eukaryota, Viridiplantae, Streptophyta, Magnoliopsida, Malpighiales, Linaceae.